Molecule: messenger RNA, 972 nt
Organism: Arachis duranensis
Lineage: Eukaryota; Viridiplantae; Streptophyta; Magnoliopsida; Fabales; Fabaceae
Product: NADPH-dependent aldehyde reductase-like protein, chloroplastic
Exons: 2
Coding region: 85-861 (258 amino acids)
Molecular function (GO): oxidoreductase activity
Source: RefSeq, a predicted model, not a curated record
UUAACUGGCGGUUGGGAAUAGCUGGGGAAAUUAAAAACAAACACGGCUUCAGGCUUCAGGCAAACAAGGCCACUGCAGAAACCCAUGGCUACUCCACUUCAAGACCGAGUCGCAAUAAUCACCGGCUCCUCCCGUGGAAUCGGACGAGAAAUCGCUCUCCAUCUCGCCUCACUCGGCGCCAGAGUCCUUAUCAACUACACCUCCAACUCCUCCCUAGGUGACUCACUCGCUGCACAGAUCAACUCCCACGCCGCCGCCGGAGCUGUCCUCCCUCGCGCCAUCGCCGUCCGAGGCGACGUCUCGGAACCGAACGACGUGAAGGCGCUGUUCGACUCGGCGGAGCGCGAGUUCGGCUCGGCGGUUCACAUCCUGGUUAACGCGGCCGGUGUUCUUGAUAGCAAGUACUCGACCAUAGCCAACAUUGCAGUGGAGGAUUUCGAUCGCAUUUUCAGUGUAAAUGCAAGAGGAUCAUUCCUGUGCUGCAAAGAGGCAGCAAACCGAUUGAAACGUGGUGGUGGAGGUCGAAUCAUAAUGCUAAGUUCAUCGAUGGUGGGUGCACUGAGACCAACUUUUGGGGCAUACUCAGCAUCCAAAGCAGCUGUUGAGGCCAUGAUUCAUAUUCUGGCAAAAGAGCUGAAGGGAACUGGGAUUACGGCGAACUGUGUUGCACCUGGGCCAAUUGCAACUGAAAUGUACUAUGCUGGGAAGACCGAAGAGCAAGUGAAAGCGAAUAUUGCAGAGUCUCCUCUCAGUAGGCUUGGUGAGCCAAAGGAUGUAGCUCCUUUGGUGGGAUUUUUGGCUACUGAUGCUGGUGAAUGGGUUAAUGGGCAGGUCAUUCGGGUUAAUGGUGGCUAUGUUUAGUAGCUCUUGUAUACUGUUCUACACGAUCUCUCUUGUACGUUGUUGCAUAAGAAGUGAAAACCCUGUAAAAAGGAACUAAAUAAAUGAUUGUCAUAAAUAAUUUCUUGAUGA